This is a messenger RNA of Eriocheir sinensis (Chinese mitten crab), 7136 nucleotides long. RefSeq names its product pre-mRNA-splicing factor ISY1 homolog. Gene Ontology annotation, biological process: generation of catalytic spliceosome for second transesterification step; mRNA 3'-splice site recognition. The record is from RefSeq and is a predicted model, not a curated record. NCBI's taxonomy places the organism in Eukaryota, Metazoa, Arthropoda, Malacostraca, Decapoda, Varunidae. Bases 455 to 1270 code for a protein of 271 amino acids. The transcript is spliced from 8 exons. Gene Ontology annotation, cellular component: post-spliceosomal complex; catalytic step 2 spliceosome; Prp19 complex.
ACAUCAAGAUCAAGAACAGCAGCGCCGCGAGGAGGGUUGGAAAGGGGGACCGAUAAACUCUUAUUAAACACCUGAUUGCAUCUACCACUGACGGGGCUCUGGAGGCCGUGGUCCCACAGCCUAACUAGCCCCAUAAAACACUCAAGAAGAAGACCUGAGAGGCGAUACAAAUCGGAACGGUUCAAAAGAAGAAGAAGCCACGGUGUUGUGUACGGGACUUGAAGCGCUGUCCAGAUUACUAGUGCAAGAGUUGACCAGUAUCGUAACUCAUCCCUUUCUUCAUCUCUUCCCCGCUACACAAUGCUUUCUGUUCGAUAGCCAGGCCCCUAAAACAUUGAAGAAGAAGCAGAGACUCGACUCGCGGGGCUGUCACAGAGUUUGGUCUGGCCUCAAAUACAAGAGAAAGGAAAAGGCACAGUUGAAAAGUACACUUGUCUUCCAGCUUCCCUUCAAAAUGGCUAGAAAUGCAGAAAAGGCAAUGACAACUCUCGCAAGGUGGCGUGCAGCACAGGAAGGCGGGUCACAGCAGCAAAAGACUCGCCGCCCAUACCUGGCCUCUGAGUGCGAGGACCUACGAGAAGCAGAGAAAUGGAGAAACCAAGUGAUCUCAGAGGUGGCGAGGAAGGUCUCCCAAAUACAAAAUGCUGGCUUGGGGGAGUUUCGGAUUCGAGACCUAAAUGAUGAGAUCAACAAGUUACUGAGGGAAAAGGGCCACUGGGAGGUGCGUAUCAAGGAGCUGGGUGGCCCGGAUUAUGGCCGGGUUGGCCCCAAAAUAACAGACAUGGAUGGACAGGAGGCUCCAGGCAACAGAGGCUACAUGUAUUUUGGAGCUGCCAAGGACCUUCCUGGUGUGAGGGAACUGUUUGAGCAGGAACCACCUCCACCACCACGCAAGACUCGAGGGGAACUGAUGAAAGACAUUGAUGCUGACUACUAUGGCUACCGGGACGAUGAUGAUGGGGUCCUCAUUCCUCUGGAACGACUGGAGGAAAAGAAAGCCAUAAAAUCAGCCAUCAAGGAAUACAAGACCAAAAAGCUGAUAUCAAUGAGUGAAAAUGAAAAUCAAGAAGAGGCAUCAGAGCAAAUCAGGAUGGAGGAAGAGGAGGAUGAAGAUGAGAGUGAACAGAUUUCACCAGACGAGACGGAUGAGAGGUCAGAGGUGGCUCGCUUCAUGGCCCAUGUCCCCAACAUUCCCUCUCAGGCAGACAUUGAGGCGGCCUUAGUGGAAAGGAAAAAGAGGGAGCUCUUGGAAACCUUUCUUGGAGACUGAAGCUUAUAUUUCAGAAAGGCUUUAUGGAGGCAGCUCAAGGGCAAGAAACAAGAGCAGGAACAAAAAGGCCCGUUAGACGCUGCUCCAGUGAAAGAAAACAGAACGAGAGUCCAAAAGAGAGAUCAGUUACGUAUGGAGAGGUGAUCCGAUACUCUCCUCUUGAAAGCGUUCAAGUCGUAGGGAGGAGGAAAUACAGACUGAUACACCCUAAACAGAUACUCAGCAAAUAUUGUAAUAUAAAUAUAAUUUUUUGGAAAGUCCAAUAUUGCUUGAUUUUCAAUGAGGAAAACUUGUAUCAGUCAUUUAUUUUCUCUCGUUUACCAUUAAAUAAAACAACGAUAAUGAUCAACUACAUUUUUAUUACCAAUAGUAUCACCUGUUGUGCUGAGAUGGAUGAGUGGAAUGACAGGAAAGGACAGGAUUAAGAAUGAAGUCAUAAGAGGUACAGUUAAGGUAACAAGUGUGGGUAAGAAGGUGCAGGAAGCGAGACCGAGAUGAUUUGGUCAUGUCACGAGGAGAGAGGAAGGGAGUUGUGAAAGGCAGAUAAUGGACAUGGAAGUGGGUGGCAGAAGGAGGAGAGGAAGACCCAGGACGAGAUGGAAGGACUGUAUUGUGGCGGACGGCAGGGAGAAGAACUUGGACAGUUUUAACGCAAACUUUAUUUUUCUAUCAUUAUUUGUUGAGGUACGAGAGCUUGGGGCUUAAAAAUGAUAAAUACAAUGUAGUGAGUACGAUAAUCUGGCAACGCUGGCUCCUGCUCAUAUUACUGACUGGCGUCUCACACCAUAUUUCUGGCUGAUUGGCUGGGAGCAACAAGUUCAGUGCACCAUGGAUGACUUUCCACACGUUACAAUCUCUGCAGAUUUGGGCCACUGGUCUGCUGAGGUUUGUUGCACAGUGAACCAUUUUAAAGAUCUUAGAAUGUUUUUCUCUAAAUACUUAUCCAAAAAAUGUCAUGUUGGGAUAUAAAAUUGUAGUGCGGCGACGGCCUAAGUGGGUUAUGGGAGGCUCGUUCAUCAGGCAUAGUCGCCGCACUACAAAAUGCCCUGGACAAACACUCGUUGGACUGUAUAAGGCCACUGUAUAAGGGCUUGUCUUUCUUUGUAUUGUGCCUGCAUCUCAUGUGUGGGUGACUUCCACACAUACAGCCCUUUUGGACAGAGUGGAGUCAAAGGGUCUUCAUCUAAUCAACUCCCCUCCUCUUACUAACAGUCUCCUACCUCUUAAACUCUAUCAUGGUGUUGCCACUCUUUCUAUCUUUAUUGAUAUUUUCAUACUGACUGGUCUGCUGAAUAUGAUAACUGCAUGCCUUAACCCCUCCCAGCUACACACAACUUUCUACUCUUGCUCAUUCUUUUGAUCCAAAUCCCUUAUGCAAGAGUUAACCAGCAUCUUCAUACUUUCAUCUCUUUUACUGAUAAUCUCUGGAACAUCCUUCCUCCAUCUUUAUUUUCUCCUCCCUAUGACAUGAACUCUCAAGAGGAGAGUAUCUAGACACAUGUCAAAACUGACCUCUCCUGGGCAUUCAUUUUCUUUUCUUUCAAAGGAGUAGUGCACAGCAGGCUUUUUUAUUUCUUUAUUUUUGUUGUUGCCCUUAAGCUGCUUCUUAUGCUGUGAAAAAAAAAGGCCUCUUCACCAUUGGGGAGGUGGUGGCUGAAUGGAUAGCGUGACGGCACCACGUUCAGGACGACGCGAGUUCAAUCCCCGCCCGGUGCCACCAAGCUGGGAUUUUUCAGCCACCGACGAGUGGCUUAAAACUACCCACAGGCUGUCCAGAAGACCACCUAUCAACCCAGACUAGAUUCUAGGAUUAAAGAUGAGCUCUGGGAGGGCAGCAUGAGCCAAUGCAAGAUGGCGCCACUAUAAACACUUGCCUGCGCCAGAAUGGGCUGGGCUGACCAUCAGGCCCCACCGGGAAGAAGCCUUGGGCCGACCAUCAGGAUCCAUUGGGAAGAAGUCCACCGGCGCAAUAGGCCACGACGUAAAAAAAAAAAAAAUAAAUAAAAAAAAAAAAAAGUGUGCAGCUUGGCUCAUUUGAAGCAGUUGAAGCAGUCUUUACUUACCUUAAAUUUCAUUUUCUGUCACCAUUGGGGUGCAAGCUUCUUGCCUUGGGUCCCUGGACAAGUGAUGUCUUCACUUGGAUGGGAAUGCUGUUGGUUGUAAUCAUGUUGCUCAGUUGUAUAAGGAUUGUGCAAUGACCCUCAACCACUGAAUGCUACCAGAUAUCAGUAUGCUCUAUCAUCUACAAAGUAUGUGGCCAUCAAGAGGAUGCCAUCCUACAGAAGACUCGUGUUGUCUUCAUCUAUUAAGAGUUAAACUAUAGGUGACCAUUUGACAAAACCUGAAGACAUCACUAGACUAUGGAUGCAGACAUUGAGCCAAUGGAUCCAUUGAUCCUUUAAUGUCUUCACUAUCAGCAGCACUCCUGAAUUUGCUGAGUCACAUCAAGUGCACUUGUAGAACUCAUCUCUGCUCUUCAUGCAGCCGUGCUUUGAAGGGAAUACCCUAUACAGUACACUGUGAAUGCCUUGGCCAGUGUGAUAAUGCAUCUGGAGCAAUGUGGUCCCUUCAGAAUGAUGACAAGGAUGAUGAAAUGUAAAUAUGGUCCAACCUUAUCACCAAAUGAUUGUUUACUGAUUGAAUACUGCAAUCUGUAGUGUUGAGGAUAAUACUUUUGAAUGAUUUAAUUUAUGUUAUAUAAAGUAGGAUUACAGUAAGUUUUGUGUCAAAAUGUUACAUUGAUUGAGUUUCUGGUAAAAAUUAAUAUGAGCAGUCAUGCCAUUUAUCAUAUUAUAAUUAUUAUUAUUAUUAUUAUUAUUAUUAUCAUUUUGUGGUUAUAAAUUAGGAGCAGAACAGUGUAUUAUGGGAUGGGAUGAAUUGAAAGGAUUAACUAUCUGUCUAUUUAUAUCUCCGACGCCUUGCUCCGUUGCUGGAACUUCCCUCCAGGGGGUGGUCGCCGCAGAAGUGUCUCCAUCUCUCCUUGUUCUGGCACUCCCUCUCAGCAUAUUCAAUCCUGCUACUUCCAACUCUCUCGCUCCAAUACUUACUCACCCUGUUGAUCCACUUCACAGGUGGUCUUCCCCUGACACCCCGCCCCUCAAUCCUUCCCUCAUACACUCUCUUCACGAAUCCAUUCUCACCACGUACCCAGACCAUCUCAAUGCACCACGCUUCACCCACUCCACCACUCCUCACCACUCCUUUUGCUGUCGCACUGAUACAAAACCACUCAUACACACUUUCAUUACUUUCUCCGUCCCAUCCUGAUACACCACAUGCACCUCUUAUAUAACUCAUUUCCACUGCACGUAUUCUUGAUUGCUGUGAUGUGUUCCAUGUCCACGUCUCUGAUACAUAUGACAGAGCUGGCAGAAUAAUACUGUUCCUUAUUCCCCUCUUUACCUCUAUGCUCAUACUUCUUCCUUUCAUAACUCUCUCCAAUGCACCCACCACUUGUCUGCCCUUCACUGCUCUUUCCCUCACCUCACCUUCCAUACUGCCAUGCUUACAUAAAACAGUCCCUAAAUAUUUAAAUUCAGUCACCUCCUCCAUUCUCUCCUUCCCCAACCUUAUCCUACACUUCAUUGUACCCUCUGCUCUAACUCUGUACGGCUUUGCAAAAUCAGUGACCUGUUCUCUCGCCCUCUCAAAUGCCAUAACUUUUCUCUUUUCAGCAUUCACUCUCAGCUUUCUCCUCUCAACCCUUUCACUGCACGGGCUUGGGAGGCAACUAUCCCCUCAGGCGCAGUCGGGCACCCCAAUGGGGGGUCUCUUUUAACCUCUGUAUCUCAAAAACUAUUCAUCACAGCUAAAAACCAAAAACACCAUUGGAAAGAGGAGGCCCAGAUCUAUAGGAGUCGGUUAUGUAUGCCUCUCUUGUGAACGUACAUGCACGUUCAGGGAGUGUUGAAUGUUAACACUUACGUCAGGGUGAGCCAUUUUGAGGCAACUGCAGACAUCUCUCCUUGAGGUUCUGGCAAGGUAGUAUUGCCAACUGCAAUAUUUACAACUAUUUGGUCAAAGAAUUAGUCAGGGGAUAAAUGAAGCUAUGCAAAAAUGCCGCUAUAUCGGACAAAAACAUCCACCAGUUACUAAUCUGUAGAUUUUCCGCGCUGGGCUGUAUUGUUGUUCAAGUGGCGCGCGGGAAGAGCUGAGCUCAGCUUUGUGGCCGCGGCAUCGUGUGAGUUGUGUGAGACAUCGAUGGCCACUCCAUAAAAUAUCGCGUAUAGGUGAAAAAAAAGUGUAAAUUAAACAUUUAUUUGUUAUUUCAAAGACGCGUAAACCAAACUUGUGUAAAUCGAGAGUUACCUGUACCAUGAAAUUUUUUUAGAGUUUUUAGAAAAUAGAAGCCCAAUGUGAAACUUGUCUUCACCAACAAAUUUUGGAUUAUAUUUUGCUGUAAAUUAACAUCCUGCUGUAUAUAAUCAAUACAGCAGGAUAUGAGCUUGUAGCUGCUCUGUUACAGGAUUUAAUCAUAAUAUUACAUCCUGUAAUAUAACAACUUCCUUUUUUAUUUUGUUUUUUAUUUUAUUACAUCAAUAUAAUAAUAUUAUGGAAGACAAAUUGUCAACUCUGAUAUUCUUUACAUUCCUUAAAAUCUGCACGUAACCCAAUAUAAGAUGUUAGUUAUUAUGAUUAAGUCUCUGUAAUGAACACCACUGAGUGCCGGGAAUUGAACCCGAGCCUUCCGAGUAGAAGCCAGGCAGCAUACUAAGACCAAUACCAAUACCAGUUCAAUUCCUGGCACUCAGUGGUGUUCAUUACAGUUAUUUUCAGUGUUAUUGCAGUUUCUCUAAUGAUUAAGUCUGCAAAACCAAUACAUGUAGGAUAAAGAAAGGCAUAACAGAUUUAUUAUAUUUACUUUGGGAGAAGCUUACUCAUCUAAUGCUUUACACUAAUCAUAUUUGGAAAUGAAGAUUACAAGAACAUACAUUUCCCAGUGAUUUACAGAAUGAGAUUAAUUCUUAAUACUUAGUUUACUGGAGAGUAAUCAGUAGCCUUUUCGUCCUCGAAGCCUCUGCCGUGUGUCCAGCUGGUGGUAAGGAGAAAUUCAUAUAAGUGGAAGUUUUGAUAAGACAUCCAGAGUUUAGUAGGAACUAUAGGAAGCACUAGGCCUCAAGUAUAUGUAUUUGUAUGUGGCACAAUUGAUGACUCACCUGUAGGUACAAGCUGUUAGGAAAUAUUCUAAAAUUGUUAAGGUUUUUGCAAAAUAACUGGGAAGUGUAUGUAUUUGUAUGUGGCACAAUGGACCAUAUUGGCUAUACAGGCAGUGCCACAUGUGGCCACUCAACUCUAAGCUGUAUUUUCCAUAGAGUUUAAGUUAUAGACUAGAGUGUGUCUGAGGCUGUCUCAGGGAUACACGGCCAUGAUGCCGCCGUCGCCCCAAGCCGAUGAUUGCACACACUUCACUCCUACACGAUGUCAGUUUUUCUCCAUGUCAAAUAGUAGUCAGGAAAUUGGGUAGGAGUAAAGUGUGUGCAGUCGUUGGCUUGGAGCGGUGGCGCCACCAAGGCCUUGUAUCCUGGAGGCAACCUCAGAUGUACUCCAGUACAGAACUUGAGUUCUAUGGAAAGUACUGCUUUGACAGUUCACUGAGUGGCCACAUGUGGCGGUGCCUGUAUAGCCAAUACGGUCCAUUGAUGACUCACCUGUAGGUACAAGCUGUUUGGAAAUGUUCUAAAAUUGUUAACCCCUUCAUUACGGCUGGGCUAAAACAGCACUCCACGCUGUAUCUGGAAUCGCCGUGCGCGCCAAAUUUCAAGUGUCGCUAUUGAAUAUAACAAGUUUUCAGCCCUAAACUCAACAUAAUCAUCAUGUAUUAUAUUUGAAAACAUGCAAAAAUAAAUGGUGCACAUAAAGAAACUCA